CGAAAUGUCAUAGUGUCAGAUUCAGGUGUUAGAUGUUUAUUUUUAUUGAUAAAAAAUAGCUCAUAAAAUUCUAAUGGCUCUUGUUCUUCCAUAUUAUAAAUUACAGUGGCUAAAGUGUAAGAGAUUAAUGUGAGGUACGUAAAAUGUCGAUGGAAGCCAAUACAUCGAUCCAUAUUGAAAAUGCCAACGUCGCUGAUAGUAUGAAAGAGAAUGGGACAAAGAACUUUAAAUCAUGCGAUUCCGGAUUCGAAAACUCAGAUACGACUUAUGCUGUUCCUGUUUUAUCGGAUGACAGUAAUAUACCCUCCGAGACAAAUGUAGAAAAUAUUAAAUAUCCUAUAGAAGUAAAUGUCGAUGCAUGCGACAUUGGUGCCCUGGAAAACGACGGUAGCUCUGAAAUAUCAACUCCUACAUCUCUGUCCUCUGAGGAUAAUGCUGUUAACGCUUUUGAAGUAAGUUCCUCCAAUAAAAAUGACAUGGAUCACGUAGGGAAUAUUAAUAAAAAUAAUAUUGAUGAAAAUGACCAAAUACAAGUUACUAAAGACUAUAGCCCUCAUAAUGAAGUAAAAAACGAUGCUGUAGAUAGUAUAAAAGAAUCGAUUAGCUUAGAAAAUAGUAAUUCAAACAGUGAAAAUAAAAUAACGAUGUCAACAUGUAGCCUAUAUGAGCCAAAUGAACCAAAAACUACUAUAAAUCUAACUUCGCUCAGCCGUAGUGCUGAUAAUAUUUCCGCUUACGACACAACGAACGAAAAUGUUGACAAUUUAAACACCAAAGACCUUGAUCAAGCGAAAAUUCUCUCUGAAUUCAUAAGCCAAAAAAAUAAAGUGAACGCAACUCAAAAAAUUGUUCUUGAUAAUCCACAUAUAGAUGCUAGAUACGGUAGAUUACCAAAAGAAAUACUGUCUCAAGAUCUAGGUAGUAUUGUUAAAAAUGUGCAUGGAAUAUUCAGCUCUGUUAGCGGUAGCUUAAAAAAUGCCUACAAUAACAGUCACAGAGUAGCACAGAAGCCCCAAGUGAAAGCUGUUAAACCAGUAGCCAACGGUAGAAUAAUGAAUGAGAUAUUUGAAUUUACGGAUGAAAAAGCUACUGAUGUUACAAAAUUGCAAAACAGUGAAAAUUUAUGCUCGGAAUCUGUUCCUAUAACAAAUGUUCAAGAAUCAGAACAAGAUGGUAAUGAUAGUAGCAGCGAAAUGUUGAAGUUACAGAUAGAGUCCCUAGAAAGGGUUUUGUUUGAACAGAGGAAGGAAAAUGCAUCCCUCUGGGAGAGAGUGAAGCAGCAAUGUGAUGAACUACAAGCGAAAGAUCAAACAUUUAAAGAAUUGGAGGCUAAAGCGGAUCUGAUGUGUAAACGGGCAGAACAGGCUCAGAAAGAAAAAGAUGCAGCGGUAAUGCGCUACGCAAGCACUGAAUGCGCUGCUAUCGAAGCAAAAAAAGCAGCAGAAGCGGCAACUAAGUCAGAACGGGCAGCUAUAGUGGAAAAAGAUUUGGCAACUGCUAAACUCAAGACAGCCAGAGAAGAAAAGCAGAGGAUUUGUCAGCUGUAUGAUGAUAAGUGUCACGAGCUACAGAACAGCGAACGCGAAGUGUCCAAAGUGCGUGAAGAGUUGAAGGAGAUCGAGGGACGCUUGAAAUGGACGCAGAGUAAGCUGAGGAUGGAAAUGGACGUUUGCAAGGAGAGCCAAGAAAAAGUUGAAAAACUGACACAGCAAGUCGCAGAGUUAGAAGCGGCGAAGGAAGCGGCCAUCGUUAACGCGGCCGACUCAGUUCGGGCUAAACAAUUAGAAUCAGAUUUAAAGGAGAGUCAAGCUUCACUCAUACUAUGUAGACACGAAAGAGAAGAUCUGGAAAAGCGACUCAAUACAGCGCUACAGCAGCUGGAUACUUGUAAGAAAGAGAGGGAUGAAGCUAGUACAGCUCUCGCUCUAGCUAAAGAACAGAUCGAGUCUCUCCAGCAGAGCAAUAUCCGUUUGGAAGAGGAGGCAGCUGAACUGGCUGCUCUGAGGGCUCAGGCUGCGCUUGCAGACACACUAAGCACCCAGCUACAGCGGGAGACGGAGCGUGCCUGGGCGGCGGAGCAGGCUCUAAGCGCGGAGCGAGCGCGCGCGGAGACUUGUGCGCGGCGAGAGGCAGCCGCGCUGGAGCACGCCGCGCGCCUCACCGCCGCGCACGUGCACGAGCGCGCGCGCGCCGCCGAGCACGAGGCUAAGGCUCAAGCCCUUGCUGCCGAUAAUAUUUCACUCCGGGAGACCGUACAAACUCUGGAGGAGGAAGCUGGUAGGUUGAGGGUGGCUCUGGAAGAUGAGAGCGAUCGACGGAAUAAAGAAAACAGGGUGCUGGCUAGGAAGGUAGCAGAACUGACAGAGGAAGUAGCGGAGGCGAACAAAAAGUUAGAAUUCGAACAAGGUGAAAAUAAUGUUUUGAAAAAGAAACAUUCGAGUGCCAUAAAGGAAUUAAAUCGUGAGCUACAUCGAGCCAUGAAGCGGAUAGAGAUACUUGAAGCAAAGUUACCACAAACAGACUCCACGUCGACCAGAACAGGUUCAGUUUCAUCACUGAGCAGUAGUGACAGUCCACAAGAAGAACGCGUACAAAACGGACAUACAGAUACGCUGCCAGAUGUACAGAUUAAAGGUCCGAGCUUUGAUAAAUUAUAUUCUAAGCUCGGUCCCCCGCAGCCGGACCGGCGCGCGCUGGUGGAGCGCAUCGUGUCCCUGCAGCGCGCCGCCGCCGCGCGCGCCGAGCGCUGCGAGUUCCUGCAGGAGCACUGCGCGGCGCUCACCCGCGAGCUGCGGCGCAAGACUCGCCUGCUGCGCGUGGCGCUGCCCGCCCUGCCGCCGGCCGCGCUCGCCUCGGGCGCCUCCGAGCGGCACAAGAGUGAGAUAGCCCAACUCGGGGGGGGUGCCAUGGCGGCGGUCUGGGGGGGAGAUCCAGGUGGGAUGACGCUGGAACUGUCGCUGGAGAUGAACAAGCGUCUCCAGGCCGUUCUGGAAGAUACUCUGCUGAAGAAUAUUACGCUUAAGGAGAAUAUGGACACAUUGGGCGAAGAAAUAUCGAGGCUACGUGAGCAGGUCAAAUCGUAUGAAAAUAAAUGAAUAUUAUUCAUUAUUAUAAUUUAUUGUGGUCUCAUCGUCGCUUUCUCUCACGUGUUUAUUAGUUUUUCUUUUAUAUACAUACCGUUAGGUUCA
Molecule: messenger RNA, 3188 nt
Organism: Melitaea cinxia (Glanville fritillary)
Lineage: Eukaryota; Metazoa; Arthropoda; Insecta; Lepidoptera; Nymphalidae
Gene: Golgin104
Product: coiled-coil domain-containing protein 186
Exons: 15
Coding region: 144-3095 (983 amino acids)
Biological process (GO): vesicle cytoskeletal trafficking
Cellular component (GO): trans-Golgi network
Molecular function (GO): small GTPase binding
Source: RefSeq, a predicted model, not a curated record